This is a messenger RNA of Anastrepha obliqua, 2241 nucleotides long. RefSeq lists its product as uncharacterized. The record is from RefSeq and is a predicted model, not a curated record. The coding region runs from base 1 to 2241 and encodes 746 amino acids. Lineage: Eukaryota; Metazoa; Arthropoda; Insecta; Diptera; Tephritidae. The transcript has a single exon.
AUGGUGCUUGGAAAGGAAGAGUCUUUGUCCAAGCUCAUCUUAAACUUUGGUGCAAACACGCGUAAAAUGGCAAAGUCCAAAAAAACAAAGGGCUACCUCGGAGCCAGGCGCAGUCUGCUGUCGGAGUAUUGGUCGCGCUACCACGCUAUUCGUGACGAUCUUGGCGCGCUGGCGGUCACUGAUGCUAAUGCAGCAGCGGUGCGUGACGCGCUGUCCGAUGAGCACUUUGCAGCUAUUGAAGGAGCAUAUUGCGAAGCAAUGGGUGAACUCAACGAUGGUAUUGACGAGCUUUCAGAUAUCGGCAAUGACAGUUUUAAUCAAUCUGCCACGUUUCGCUCAUUUACAGCAAGUGCACCACUCACAAUUCUUCCAAAAAUCGAGUUGCCGAAGUUCGAUGGGUCUUUUGAAAAGUGGCUAAGCUUUAAGGACAUGUUCACCACGUGCGUGAUCAAAGAUACGACACUCUCCAACGUGCAACGAAUGCACUAUCUCAAAAGCAGCGUACAGGGCGAGCCGGAGGUUAUGCUCCGGAGUUUUUCGGUUAUAGACGCUAAUUUUAUAAUCGCGUGGGACCUACUCCAACAAAGGUAUGACAACACACGACGACUUGUGAAGUCAUACUUGCGAAACAUUGUCAAGUUGGCGGCAAUGCCCACAGAAUCCGAAACGAGUCUGCGAAAACUGUUGGACACCGUGACUGAGUCAAUGCGUGCGUUACAACAGCUUGGCCGUCCAACAGCUCAGUGGGAUGAUUGGCUAAUUUUUCUAAUCACCGAAAAGCUCGAUUCUGCCACAGUUAAAGAAUGGGAGAUGAGUCUUGGUAGUCCAAGUGAGCUGCCUGCUUACAGCGAUUUAGUCGCGUUCUUAGAAAAACGCAUUCUUGGAUUGGAAGCAGUGGGGGCAGCUGCCAAGAAUAAAUCGAAAGAUUUUUCACAAAAAUCACCACACAAUCAAGCUGUGCGAAGUCAUCAAACGAGCUUUGGCCGAUGCUCAUGCUGUUCGGGUAAGCAUACGCUUAUGUACUGCCCGGAUUUCCGCAAGAAAACAUCUUCAGCAAAAUUCGAUCUGGUUCAUAAGGCAAAACUUUGCAAAAAUUGUCUAAAACCAGGCCACACUCUUGACGAGUGCUCAUCUACUUAUACAUGCCAAAGGUGCAUGCAAAAACAUCAUACACUGUUGCAUGACAGUCUUUCUACGCAACCCAACAAAGUUGCUGCUCAUCAUACGCGUUCCGAUUAUUUCAUACAAACACCAAACACAAAUGAUCUCACAUCUGUUCUGCUUGCAACUGCGGUUAUUGGAAUACGCUCUCCCACAGGGCAUGAACUCAAACUGCGGGCGCUUCUGGACAAUGGAUCACAGGCAUCUUUCAUCAGCGAGUUUGCAGUUCAACAACUACACCUUCGCAGAGCCCGUCUUCAAGUACCCAUCACCGGUAUAGGCGGCUGCCGUGUAGGUGAGUCUAAUGGCGUAGUUCAUUUCUCAUUACAUUCACUUACAGAACUCGAGUUCAACAUCGAUUGUUCGGCUCUGGUCCUGCCCCGCUUGGGACAUCUCAUGCCGUUAAAACGUGUCGAUCCAAAACCAUAUUCGGAAUUUCUCGAUCUGCCAUUAGCCGAUCCAAACUUCUUCGAACCAGGGUCUAUUGAUGUCAUCAUCGGCGCAGACCUCUACGGUCUCCUUUUGCGCAACGACAUCAAACGCUCUGCCAUCAACAAAGUUACCGCACAGAAUACUCACUUAGGAUGGGUAAUCUACGGACGUCUGCCCCACACAUCUACACUACUCCUGGCCACCACGUUUUGCGCUACAGCCACUACUGAGCUCAAUAAUUUGGUUCAACAACUGUGGAAGUUCAAUGAAUGUGAGGACGUGGAAGGCUCAUCCUCAAUGACGCAAGACGAAAUUUACUGCGAAAAGCUAUUUGAGCGUACAGUGUGUCGCGAUCUUUCCGGGCGCUAUCACGUUCAAUAUCCCUUUAAGGAGUCCUGUGACCUUGCUGCUCUAUUCGAUUCUAAAUCAGAUGCCCUUCGACUGUUCACAUACCAACAAGCGCGCCUUCAAAACAAUGCCACACUGAAUGAAAUGUAUCCAUCGUUUAUGGCUGAGUACAGAAAUCUUGGUCAUAUGGAGCCAGUCCCAUCUGACGAUUUUGCGCAUCCAGUAUGUUACAUUCCUCAUCAUGGUGUGUACAAAAAAGGUAGCACUACGACGAAGCUUCGCACUGUAUUUAAUGCUUGA